GAGAACGGCCAUGGCGGAGGAGGCGGCGGGCUCUGAGGCGUCCUUCUGCCUGCAGAAUGACUCUAAAGAUGAUUAUCAGUAUGAAGAGGUUCCAGCAGAUGAUGAAUUUAGUCUUCAGGAAGAUGAGGAGGAUCUGACAAAGGCUUUGCAGACUGUUCAAGAGCAGGCUGAAGAUGCCCAAAUUUUAGCUUUGCAGCCUGUUCUGACUUCUGAGAAAUCAGUGUCUGAAAUACCUGAAACGAUGGAUGACUUCUUCUGCAAUUUCCUGGUCAGAUUGGGAAUGUCCAGAACCCUCGACUGCUUCCAAACAGAAUGGUAUGAAUUCAUACAGAGAGGUGUGUUCACACCCAAAGAUACUGGAUUGGUUCCAACUGUGUAUACCUGCAACCAGCAACUUGAGGCUGAGAAUAUGCGUCUGAGGAAAGAUUUGGAAAACUACAAACUUGCUGCAAACAAAGCAAAAGAGGCUUUCCUAAAAAUGCAGAAAGAACGUGACUUCCAUCGAAUGCAUCACAAGCGAGUGGUCCAGGAGAAAAACAGGCUGCUUUGUGACAUUAAAAGGCUGAAGGCACAUUAUGCAUCGUAUGAACCAGUGCUGAAGCAGUUGACUGAAAAAUACCAGACUACACUGAGACAGAAAAUGUUAACUAGUUUGGAGAGAGACAGAGCAGUUGGGCAGGUCACAGGUUUGCAAGCCACAUUACAAAAUUUAGAGUCGGGACGUGCUAUUCAGAUUCCUGUGACAAAAGCAGGCCACGAAUGUCAAAGAAAGAAAGGGUUGGAAGGUCCCACCCAGAAGGCUCUUCAGGCAACCAGGCAGCAAAAAAUCCUUGAUGGUGAAAGCUCUUCAUAUGAUCCAGUCAAAGACGCAAAGAAGGUAGGCAAGAGAUACCCAAAGAAUUAAUAAUUGUAUUUGUCUCUCCUGGACUCGGAAUUCCCUGUUGAUACCCAAGUGGACCCCUACCUUGUGCAUGCUAAAGAAAAUCCUCAACCCCUGAAAUCUGGGAAGUAUAAACUGAGCAACAUUUUGAAAGUGCGUGACUUAGCAGUGAGCUGUUUGCUUUGCAUCCCCCCAAAAGACAUUGUAGUUACUGGCAGUGAUGACCCAAUGAAAAUGUGGGCUUUACCUGAUGGGAACAUCAUUGUGACAGGUGAAGGUCACACUGAUUGGCUUUUGGGCUGCUGCUUCCAUGCAAGUGGAACCCAGCUGGUCACUUCAAGUGGGGAUACAACAGUGCGAAUAUGGGACUUUUCAAAAUGUGGUUGGAUUCUGACUUCCGAAGGAUGUGGCCACGCUGUGUGGGACUGCUCAUGGCGUUCAUGUAGUGAUUUUGUGGCUUCUGCCUCCAUGGACAAGACAAGUGAAAUAUGGGAUGUUAACAGUGAGAGAUGCAGAUAUACGAUGUGUGUCCAUAAAGAUUCAGUCAAUAGCAUUGAGUUUCUUCCAUUCUCCAACACUGUUCUCACUAGCUCUGCUGACAAGGCUUUAUCUCUCUGAACGGUAAGCAUGGGUCUCCGUGUUUAGACAUUCUGUGGUCACCUGCAUUCCUGUAAGCAGGCUGCAUUCAACAUGAAGGGUGAUACGAUUGCUUCCUGUGACUCCUCCAGAGGGAUGAAGCUCUGGGACAUUCGGAAGUUGGUCCCUAUUUUAUCGGUAGAUGCAGGGCCCCAUCUUGCCAACCAGGUCAUCUUUAAUCGCUCUGGGGGGGUUCCGUGGCUCUGGCGAGCAGCGAUGGACGCGUUACGGUUCUGCACCUUGGAGCGUGGGCAGCUCUCCAGCCGGCGGGGCCACGGCCGCAAAGGGCACGGCGUCUUCUCCCAUCCCCAGGCAGAGCAGCUGCUUCCCGGGAAUGCCGAAGGUAGGGUUUGUCUCUGGAGCCCAGGACCAGCACGCUGCUUACCGUAACCUUCCUCUCAAGGCAUUGUGGAAAAAAAAUACGGUUUGACACCACAGCAGCGAGGGCUUAGUGAAGUGUUUUCAUAGUUAAUGUUUGCAGUGGGAAUAAUCGCCCGAAUGAAGUAUUAUUCUGCAUUUUAUCCGUCUAAAAAUCCCCAGUUUCUCCCUCUUUUCUGUUGACACUGUGUUUUUCCCCCAACAUCCAGAAUCUCUUUCUGGAGAAACAGCUUUACGAUGACGCCUAAUGACAGAGCAGCCGAAUUGCAGGGAGAUCGAUUUCUCGUGUAAGGCAGCCCGAGACGCGGGAGCCGGGCGCCCCUUCCCGCCGCCCGCCCGGGGGGAGGAUGCCCGCUGUCAGUCCCGCGCCGCUGGGGGGUCUCUCCCCGGCGGCGGCGGCGGCCGCGGGGCGGGGGCCGUGAGCGGGGCUGAGGGGGGGGGGGGGGCGCGGCGCUGGGGGCGCCCGGCGGCAGCGCGGACCCCGCGGAACCCCCGCGCCGCUCCGCGCCAUGGCACGCCCGCGCUGAGGCCCGCCGGGCGCUCCGACGCGGAAUUCGUUAUUUGUAUUUUUUUUUCCCCCCCUUCCCUCUUUUUUUUUUUUUC
Chroicocephalus ridibundus (black-headed gull) is the source of this 2497-nucleotide messenger RNA. It is a transcript of the gene SPAG16, whose product is annotated as sperm associated antigen 16. Gene Ontology annotation, molecular function: protein binding. The record is from RefSeq and is a predicted model, not a curated record. Lineage: Eukaryota; Metazoa; Chordata; Aves; Charadriiformes; Laridae. Gene Ontology annotation, cellular component: axonemal central apparatus. Gene Ontology annotation, biological process: axoneme assembly.